UACGUAGCUGCACCAGAGUGUGAGCUGUUUUGAGGGCAUUUCGCCUUCUUGUUAUUUUGCUGUAGUUUUCUUUCUCCAGAGGGACCAUGUUUAAACAGACAUACAGUAUCGGAUAUUGAGCGAAUACAAACAGUGAGAGGACUGGCAGGACGAUGCAGGCCUUCACAGCGAUAAGAUCAUUUGUUUUCCAGUAUCCUAAAACUAUUGCUGUGGUCAUAGUUACAGGAGUGGGACUUUUUGGAGUGUAGAAAUGGAUGGCAUUUGGAGUGUGUCGCAGCAAAGCCUCAUUGGAUGGAAAGACAGUCUUGAUCACUGGAGCCAACACUGGGAUUGGGAAAGAAACGGCUGUUGACCUGGCUAGAAGGGGCGCGAGGGUCAUUCUGGCCUGUAGAGACAUGGACAGAGCAAAUAAAGCUGCAGAGGAGGUGAGGAAGAGGAGCGGAAAUGAGAAUGUUGUUGUCAAAAAGUUGGACUUGGCGUCUCUACAGUCGGUGCGCCAACUCGCCAAAGACGUCCUAGCCAGUGAGGAGAGACUGGAUGUUCUCAUCAAUAAUGCAUGUGUUAUGAGCUGUCCAAAAUGGCAGACUGAAGACGGCUUUGAAAUGCAGUUUGGCGUGAACCACCUGGGCCACUUCCUUUUAACAAACUGCCUGUUGGAUCUCCUGAAGAAGUCGGCCCCGAGCCGCAUCGUCAACGUCUCCAGUUUAGCUCAUGAAAGAGGUCAGAUCUAUUUUGAUGACAUACAUCAGGAGAAAGAAUACCACCCUUGGAAAAGCUAUGCACAAAGUAAAUUAGCUAAUGUCCUCUUUACAAGGGAGCUGGCUAACAGGCUGCAAGGUACAGGAGUAACCACAUACAGCCUCCACCCUGGGGUAAUCCGGACAGAGUUCGGCCGACACUUCUGGCCCAUGAUGCCCGUGUGGAAGAGAGUUGUGUACACACCACUCAUGUUCUUCAUCAAGACUCCCACAGAAGGGGCUCAGACCACCAUCUACUGCGCUGUGGAGGAGACCCUGCAGAAUGAAAGUGGACUCUACUACAGCGACUGCGCCCCUAAAACAGCAGCCCCUCAGGGUCUGGAUGAUGAAGCUGCCAGGAAGCUGUGGGGUUUAAGUGCAUCUAUGGUCGGUCUGACAUAAUCACAGUGACAUUGAUGACGAUCAUCAUCACCAUCAUCGUAGUACCAAAGGACUGCCAAGUGGCCCGAGGAAGGACUGGUGCUCUUUCUAAUGAGCAUCUGUGUGGCUACUAUCAGCUGAGCUCCCGCUUCAUGUGACAAAUGAGUAAACAGACAGGAAUUCACAAGUGAUAGACAUUUAUUCAGAAUAUACAACAAACUACUUGCAAAAAUACUAUGGAUUUCGUUAUGUUCUUUUUUCUUAAACAGAAGCAAUGCUUCACAGGUAAGUUACAUGGAAGCUGUAUGAUCUUUAGUCUUGAUUGCCAUUAGCGUGAAAUGACAUUUUAAUUGACAAGUUUCACCAAUGUCUGUGUUGACUAAGGGCUCGAACGCCACUCGAUGUUACUUCAUCCUGUAAGAAUUACAUGUGCUUUGAGGGGUUUUUUUGUAACACUGUUAAGCAACAUUUUUUUCCUCCUGGGCAAUAAAGUGCUGUUAUACAUA
This is a messenger RNA of Epinephelus moara (kelp grouper), 1624 nucleotides long. RefSeq names its product retinol dehydrogenase 13-like. Bases 255 to 1139 code for a protein of 294 amino acids. The record is from RefSeq and is a predicted model, not a curated record. The transcript has 7 exons. NCBI's taxonomy places the organism in Eukaryota, Metazoa, Chordata, Actinopteri, Perciformes, Serranidae.